Messenger RNA from Chionomys nivalis (European snow vole), 850 nucleotides. RefSeq names its product cilia and flagella associated protein 95 (gene Cfap95). Gene Ontology annotation, cellular component: plasma membrane. Bases 39 to 725 code for a protein of 228 amino acids. NCBI's taxonomy places the organism in Eukaryota, Metazoa, Chordata, Mammalia, Rodentia, Cricetidae. The record is from RefSeq and is a predicted model, not a curated record. The transcript has 6 exons.
UGAGGGAAGUUCAGUCUGCUCUCAACUUGGGCGCAGGUAUGGGGACCUUCAAGAGCACCUGUCAGGAUUGUUUCGACCGUAAAGAGCAGUGGUAUGAGAUUGGACCCACGGACUUGCUGGAACGCAAAGGCUCCCUAACCCUCCGCUCUCAUCACAAGAAAUACUCGAAGCCAGUGCUGGUGUAUUCCUGGCACCGUGACAGAGAAGCUUUCCCCAAAGAUUAUGACAUAGAGGGACCUGAGACAGUGAAAAAACUGUGUAAUUCAACAUAUUGGCGGUUUGGAACUGACUGUCCAAGGUGGAUAUCAGAAACACAUGAACAGAUGUCCCAAGCUUUUUUAAACAGAGACUUGGUGCAAAGUAAGAAAAAGGCCUUAGUAAACGAUGAAACAACAUGCCCCGGGAUUCUGGAAAGGGAUCCAGAAUUGCCUCCAACGGGCUUUCGGGAUGUUUUUACGGGAUGCCCACCAGAUCAGAGAAAUCCGUGUGCUUUAACAACAUACUCUGAGGAUUACACUCCACAGUAUAAUUAUCCGCCACCUGCUUGUCCGCCUCAAGAUGAGUACUCCACAGUUUAUAGGAAGUGCCGUUCACAGUUCACAGACCUAAAUGGCUCCAAAAGAUUUGGCAUCAACACAUGGCAUGAUGAGAGUGGGAUUUAUGCCAAUUCAGAGGCAAAACAAAGACUCCAUUCAUUGGUUGACAAUCCUAUUGUCCCACGUUAAAAGGCAAUAUGUAUGUUAUCAGGCUCUCAGGCUAAUGAGAAAUAACAAAUGUAGCAGCUAAUAAUUUUCUUUAAUAAACACAAAGUCUUUCAAUCUAAGGAAACAUUUAUAUUCAUAUUCUCAUG